GACGCCACGGGCAAACGGAAGAAGAUCUUCUUCUGCGCGAAGUGCUUGCACGGUUUCACCUUGAAGUGGAACCGGGACCGGCAUUACAGAUCUGAGCAUGUUGGACUCGUACAUGGGCCUGGCCCUGUCCGGCGAGCCCGCGGAGAGGUACGACGCCUCGGGCAAGCGGAAGAAGAUGUUCUUCUGCGCGAAGUGCCUGAACGGGUUCACCUUGAAAUGGAACCGCGACCGGCAUUACAAAUACGAGUGCGGGCUCGAGCCGCGUUACAAGUGUCCCUAUUGCGACAAGAGGAACAAGCAGACGUCGCAGAUCUACAGUCACGUCAGGAGCAAGCACCCAACGGAGCGAGUCUACGCGGUCACCCUGACGGACUAAAAUAUUUGCUCGCCUUUUUCGGCCGGCGCGCGCGCGCGCGCUUGCGGCACGUCGCUCGGCGGCUCCAGAAAAACGCUCCGCAGCCCUCUCGCCGACGCGUCCGAUCGACGAUCUUUAGGGCCAGCCGUGUCCACGAACGAGCCGACAAACGCUCCGACGUCGGCGCGACGGAUUUCCGCGCGAGUUUUCCCACGGUCGGAGCGAAGCCGACGCGGUCGCCGAUCUCGCCGGGGCCUCUCUAUGUUUUUUAAAGCGAACGCGAUUAAAGAGAACGAGCUACCGCCGAUCCCUUGCAUUCCGAUGCACAAGGGCUACCAAAGGGACUGCAACUACCCGAUGAUGCCGUUGAUCAAGAACCUGGCCAGCUUUUGGAUGGCGAAGCGGGUCGAUUUCCCGUACCGGUGCGAGACCUGCGGCAAGGGCUACCAGCACCGCGCCACCUUGGUCAGACACACCAGGCACGAGUGCGGCAAGGAGCCGCAGUUCAAGUGCCCCUAUUGCGCCCACAGGACCAAGCAACGCGGGAACCUCUAUCAGCACAUUAGGACGAAUCAUCCGGGAAAGAACGUGUUCUCCAGCAGCAUUUAGGAAGCGCCGGGUUCGAGAGAGGCUUUCUCGAGAAGACCACGAACACGCCGUUUCGUUCUCGCGUCGCGAACUCCUCGUUGCGAACGAUGGACGGCGCCGCGCGCCGAAGAUCUUCACGGUCCCGUUUCACGAAGCGUUAGGUCUUUCGAGCGAGUUGCGAGGCUCCGUUGAUUGGACCGUUGCUCGGCCUCGAAUCGCGAGGACAUCGCGCGGUUAAUCAUCGUCGCUGCUUCGCUGCUCUCGCCGAGAGAGAGAUUCUUCUGUUCGACGUCGCGUUGGGGACUCGGGUGCCGGUGUUGCACCGGCGGUACUGUCACGGAAUCGGUGUACAGGGUGUCCCCGAAAUGUCUCGGAAAUGAAGGGUUCCCGAGGGAUUGUUCUGAGAAACUUUUUCCUUGGCGAAAGUGGCAAUCCGCAGCUUUGUUCACGAGAUCGCGUUUAAAACGCUUGUUAUUUCGGCUCCGAAAAAUUCGUGAACAUUCUUCA
Molecule: messenger RNA, 1450 nt
Organism: Megalopta genalis
Lineage: Eukaryota; Metazoa; Arthropoda; Insecta; Hymenoptera; Halictidae
Product: zinc finger X-chromosomal protein
Source: RefSeq, a predicted model, not a curated record